CUACAUUAGUGAUUGGCUUAACUAAGGCUUUAGUUGAAUUGAGUUGUUCACAAUGGCUGGUUGUUCUCUAUGCUUUUGGGUUUUCGUGUUUGUCACACUCAACAACAGUUAUAUGCUGAUUGACAGCACUAAAUUACUAAGGAGUAAGCGGUUUCUGAUAUAUCCGCAACAAGCGCCUACACGUUUGGUUUUUAUUAUUGGCGUUGGCAUACCAGCGGAUCUGGAGUAUGAAUCUCUUACCGUUGGAUAUGCCCUGAAGGCACAGUUUUUGCUUCCCAUUAACGCUACUAAUUAUCGUGAAAAUCCAUUUUAUCCAGAAUAUAAAAGUCAAUACAAUGCCACAUAUCAUGUUAAUCUUGAUCGUUAUGGCUGGGAAUCGAGAUCAUCGAAGCUGCGUUGGAAUUUGUACUCGUGCAUUGCUCAACGACUUGAUAGCUACGGCUAUAGCGGCACGGAAUGUGUGCUUAAAGCGAUAUGUGAAGCGAGCUCGCUAAGUUUUCAGCGACUUCAUGGUGUCUUCGAACAGAUUAUGCAUAUUUUGCUGAGCCCCAGUAGCUCCGUUGACCAAGCGACGUCACAAAGUGUUCAAUACAUAGAAGCAGAGAAAAUCGGUAGACUUUCUGGUGAUUGUGGUUUUUACAAUUGUAAAAUUAGUAUAUUGGAUUGGAUAUCAAGUGUACUCAAAGUGGAAUCAUGAAAGUGUAAAUAUUCAAUUUCACAUGUAAUUUUAAAAUAAAACUUUUAUUUAGCGCCA
Bactrocera oleae (olive fruit fly) is the source of this 754-nucleotide messenger RNA. RefSeq lists its product as uncharacterized. Lineage: Eukaryota; Metazoa; Arthropoda; Insecta; Diptera; Tephritidae. The record is from RefSeq and is a predicted model, not a curated record.